Peromyscus eremicus (cactus mouse) is the source of this 2532-nucleotide messenger RNA. RefSeq names its product transient receptor potential cation channel subfamily V member 1 (gene Trpv1). Gene Ontology annotation, molecular function: calcium channel activity; protein binding. NCBI's taxonomy places the organism in Eukaryota, Metazoa, Chordata, Mammalia, Rodentia, Cricetidae. Gene Ontology annotation, biological process: calcium ion import across plasma membrane. The record is from RefSeq and is a predicted model, not a curated record. Gene Ontology annotation, cellular component: membrane. The coding region runs from base 1 to 2532 and encodes 843 amino acids. The transcript is spliced from 15 exons.
AUGAAGAAACGGAAUAGCUUAGACUCUGGGGAGUCUGAGCGCCCACCCCAAGAGAACUCCUGCCUGGACCCUCCAGACAGAGACCUCAACUCCAAGAUCUCAACUCCAUCUCCAGCCAAGCCCCACAUCUUCACUACCAGGAGUCGCACCCGGCUUUUUGGGAAGGGUGACUCAGAGGAGGCCUCACCUAUGGAUUGUCCUUAUGAGGAAGGCGGGCUGGUCUCUUGUCCUCUCAUCACGGUCAGCUCUGUCGUCACUAUCCAGAGGCCUGGAGAUGGACCUGCCUGUGUCAGGCAGGCUUCCCAGGACUCUGUCUCCACCGGUGUUGAGAACCCCCCCAGGCUCUAUGACCGCAGGAGCAUCUUCGAUGCCGUGGCUCAGAGUAACUGCCAGGAGCUGGAGAGUCUGCUGCCCUUCCUGCAGAAGAGCAAGAAGCGCCUGACGGACAGCGAGUUCAAAGACCCAGAGACAGGAAAGACCUGUCUGCUAAAAGCUAUGCUCAACCUUCACAACGGGCAGAACGACACCAUCGCCCUGCUCCUGGACAUCGCGCGUCAGACGGACAGCCUGAAGCAGUUUGUCAAUGCCAGUUACACAGACAGCUACUACAAGGGCCAGACAGCGCUGCACAUUGCCAUUGAGAGGCGGAACAUGGCCCUGGUGACUCUCUUGGUCGAGAACGGAGCCGACGUCCAGGCUGCAGCCAAUGGAGACUUCUUCAAGAAAACCAAAGGGCGGCCUGGCUUCUACUUUGGUGAGCUGCCUCUGUCUCUAGCUGCGUGCACCAACCAGCUGGCCAUUGUGAAGUUUCUGCUGCAGAACUCCUGGCAGCCAGCAGACAUCAGUGCCCGGGAUUCGGUGGGCAACACGGUGCUACAUGCCCUGGUGGAGGUGGCAGAUAACACAGCCGAGAACACCAAGUUCGUGACAAACAUGUACAACGAGAUCCUGAUUCUGGGCGCCAAACUCCACCCCACGUUGAAGCUGGAAGAGCUCACCAACAAGAAGGGGCUCACACCACUGGCUCUGGCUGCUAGCACUGGGAAGAUUGGGGUCCUGGCUUACAUUCUCCAGAGGGAGAUCCACGAACCUGAGUGUCGGCACCUGUCCAGGAAGUUCACUGAAUGGGCCUAUGGGCCUGUGCACUCCUCACUUUAUGACCUGUCCUGCAUUGACACCUGUGAGAAGAACUCAGUUCUGGAGGUGAUCGCCUACAGCAGCAGCGAGACCCCUAACCGCCAUGACAUGCUUCUGGUGGAACCCUUGAACAGACUCCUGCAGGACAAGUGGGACAGAUUCGUCAAGCGCAUCUUCUACUUCAACUUCUUCGUCUACUGCUUGUAUAUGAUGGUCUUCACCACGGCUGCCUACUAUCGGCCUGUGGAAGGCUUGCCCCCCUAUAAGCUGAGAAACACCGUUGGAGACUAUUUCCGAGUCACUGGAGAGAUCCUGUCUGUGUUGGGAGGAGUCUACUUCUUCUUCCGAGGGAUUCAGUAUUUCCUGCAGAGGCGGCCUUCCCUCAAGAGUCUGUUUGUGGACAGCUACAGUGAGAUACUUUUCUUUGUGCAGUCGCUGUUCAUGCUGGUGUCUGUGGUACUGUACUUCAGCCAACGCAAGGAGUACGUGGCUUCCAUGGUGUUCUCCCUGGCCAUGGGCUGGACCAACAUGCUUUACUAUACCCGAGGAUUCCAGCAGAUGGGCAUCUAUGCUGUCAUGAUCGAGAAGAUGAUCCUCAGAGACCUGUGUCGAUUUAUGUUCGUCUACCUCGUGUUCUUGUUUGGAUUCUCCACAGCUGUGGUGACACUGAUUGAGGAUGGGAAGAAUAACUCUGUGCCUGUGGAGUCCACAGCACACAGGUGCCGGGGGCCUCCCUCUAGGCCACCGGACAACUCCUACAACAGCUUGUACUCCACAUGUCUGGAGCUGUUCAAGUUCACCAUCGGCAUGGGCGACCUGGAGUUCACUGAGAACUACGACUUCAAGGCUGUCUUCAUCAUCCUGUUGCUGGCCUAUGUGAUUCUCACCUACAUCCUCCUGCUCAACAUGCUCAUUGCCCUCAUGGGUGAGACGGUCAACAAGAUCGCCCAAGAGAGCAAGAACAUUUGGAAGCUGCAGAGAGCCAUCACCAUCCUGGACACGGAGAAGAGUUUCCUGAAGUGCAUGAGGAAAGCCUUCCGCUCUGGCAAGCUGCUGCAGGUGGGGUUCACACCCGAUGGCAAGGAUGACUACCGGUGGUGUUUCAGGGUGGACGAGGUGAACUGGACUACCUGGAACACCAACGUGGGCAUCAUAAACGAGGACCCGGGCAACUGUGAAGGCGUCAAGCGCACCCUGAGCUUCUCCCUGAGGUCAGGCCGAGUUUCAGGGAGAAAUUGGAAGAACUUUGCCCUGGUUCCUCUUCUGAGGGAUGCAAGCACUCGAGAUAGGCAUACCACCCAGCCUGAGGAAGUUCAUCUGAAGCAUUUUGCAGGAUCCCUUAAGCCAGAGGAUGCUGAGGUCUUCAAGGAUUCCAUGGGCCCAGGGGAGAAGUGA